AUGUCCUUCGCGUCGGGAUGGGAUGAGUUGGACGCGCCAGACUCGGACAAUCAUCAUGGGCGGGCAGUAAGUGUAAUGGUGGACAAGCGCAUGACGUGCGUGCCGGCGGACUCCCUUGCAGUCAGCUGGAAUACGGCCGGGGCCCUAUCAUCAGUAUCCACGCAGACCACCGGCUCACUCAAAGGCCUGAACACGCUCUCUUCAAAGGUCACCUCGGUGCUUUCGACUUCAUAUGCUGACUCGGAGUUCCGAGAUGCACUCUCCCUCUUAGAUGGCCGUGGCAUUCAAAACACCGCCGAGGCUCGCCGAAACCUCCGCUUGGAUCUACAGAGGGAGGUUAUUGAGAGUAAUGGCGAAAUAAUUGAUGAGUUUGGUAGGGUUGCCGAGCAACUUCGCCGCAUAGGCAACACGCUGGAAAAGCUCAACAAGAGUUAUGCCGAGAUGAAAAGUCAAGUUACCACAGCUCACGAGUGCACAUCUCCUGUGCUACAAGAGGCUUCAACCUUGAUAGCUCAAAAACGGCAAGUUGAGACAAAACAGCGGCUUCUCAAAUCUUUUUCUGGACACUUCUUGCUUCCCGAGGAUGAGGUUGCCAUCUUGACCCUCACGUCGGAGCCUGUGGAUGACCGUUUCUUCAAUGUACUCGCCAAGGCCCGACGGAUUCGCAAGGACUGUGAGAUCUUGCUUGGUUUCGAGAACCAGACUUUAGGUCUUCAGAUAAUGGAGCAAACCUCGAGGAACCUGGAUCUUGCAUUUCAGAAGCUGUACAGAUGGAUCCAACGCGAAUUCAAGACCCUAAAUCUGGAAAGUCCCCAGCUAGGCUCUGCUAUUCGCCGGGCGCUACGGACACUGGCCGAACGCCCGUCGCUAUUCCAGAAUUGCCUUGAUUUCUUUGCCGAAGCACGCGAGACCGUUUUAUCGGAUGCGUUUUUCACUGCUCUCACAGGCACGACGUCUGGUGGCACAGUCGAUCACUCGGUCAAACCAAUCGAGAUGGCUGCCCAUGAUCCGUUACGAUAUGUGGGCGAUAUGCUCGCAUGGUCUCAUUCAGCCACUGUCAGCGAGAGGGAGGCACUUGAAGUUCUAUUUGUUUCCGACGGCGACGCUAUUGCCAAGGGGAUUCAGUCAGGCCGGGACACUGAGGUAUGGCGCCUCGUUGCAGAAGAUGGCGAAGAAGCACCAGAGUUUGACCCCAUCAAGGCUCUGAAUGAGCUGGUGGAUCGCAACGUCUCCGGUGCUGCUCGCUUUCUGCGUCAAAGAAUCGAGCAGGUCAUCCAGACGAACGAGGAGACAAUACUUGCGUACAAGCUAGCCAAUCUGCUAGGCUUCUACGGCGUCAUGUUUGCCAAGCUCCUGACUGAGGAGUCGAUUCUUGUUGAGUGCAUCCGAAACUUGGAGGCUGAAGCCUUGCGGCAAUUCAGGUCGUUGAUGCGAGACUACAUCGCCAACUUGCAAGGCGAUUUCCAGCAUAUCCCGCCAAACCUUGAGCCACCAGAUUUCUUAGUGCUCUCGCUACAGCAGCUUGAUGCGAUAAUGAAGACAUACGAGACAUCAUUGACCGCUUCAGGAGAUCGUGAAGCAGACUUCCAGCCCGUCCUUGCCGAGGCCCUCGAUCCUUUCAUUGCCGGUUGCAGGAACAUAGGCAAAGCCUUGGACCCUCCCAAAGACUCGGUGUUUCUGAUAAACUGUCUCAUGGCUAUCAAGAGAGUGUUGAUGCCGUAUGACUUCACCAAGGGCCGAGUUGAAGAUCUGGGGGAAGAGAUUGGCCGGGAGAGCUCCAAGCUGUCCGAAAGCCAAUACACCUUUUUCAGGGAAGCAUCUGGAUUGGCUGAGGUCUUCGACGCAGUAAAGCCUCUAACGGACAAACCCGAGGAUGUUGAAAAGGUCAGAACGUUGGCACCGUUGGCUCCGGUGGCUCUAGCGCAAGCUAGCCAGAGGCUUGAUGAUUUUCUACCGUCGGCACUACUGGAUGCUCUUGAGAACAUCAAGUAUCUUCAAGACUCUGCCAUGGCUCGAAACAUUACUGAGGAGGCUGCUGACAAAUUCUGUCUGGAUUUCGAACACGUGGAAUACAUACUUAUCGAUGCGCGUCCAACGACGCCGAGCAUGGAUGUAGACAGCCCCUUCAGCGACCUCCUCAGGACCACGUAUGACGAGUGCUUUAGCGAGGCCCAGUCAGCUGUGGCGCUGGAAGAACAGGAUGCUAUAGCGCCAGCCGAUCAGCGCUGGCGGGCCGUGGUCGGUCGCAUCAAAUAUCUGCGGAGUCUCCUGCCACAGGAGCACGCAUUCAAGCAUGAAACAGACAGAAAUGCCAUGAAGGGCCUCCGGGAACUCGAGCUAACUGCACAGGAGCAUCUCGAUCUCCACGAAGGUCUGCGCCUUUCUCUGCAGAGCCUCAACAUCAACCAGCCAGCCGCGAGUUCCAAUCGCAGCAACUGGGUUGAACAGGACGAUGGCCUUGCUUACGGCGCGUCUUACCAGUCAGCCCCGCGGCCGCCACUACCUUCACGGGGGACAUCUUCCCCAAACCACUCGACUGCUGCAGUCGUCGACAGCAGAUCAAGCUCCGAUACGGAGCCCAUACCGCCACAUACCGACACACCAGCCCUUUCUUCCUCGUCGGCUGGCAAGCCUGCUCCGCCGUCAGCUGCCGACAGAAAAUCGGACCGUUCUGGAAGCCCCGGCAGACACAAGUUCAGGACCACGCUACGAACAGGGAAGCCCGGGUUCAGGCCGCGGAAUGCUGGUCCUACUGCGCCAGGGGCCGAUAUGGCUGCCGCAGCUGCGUGGACCUCAAAAGACUCGCGCGUCUACCGCGAAAGAUCGCCCAGCAGUGAAGGCUCACCUAGGGUGGCAGCGGCGGGAGCGCGCACACAAGCCUACCUGGCAUCUUUGUCCUCAUCAUCAGACCAGUACACAAUGCGCUUUGACCGACAUACACGGCGACUUGUACCAAAGGAGAAGUCGAGGGCUGAGGAAAGGUCACACUCUUCGGAAGCUGCCGAUUCUGCUGCAGCGGCAAUGAGGAGCAUGUCAGAGUCUGCGAGGGCAUCUGGUACUGCGAACGGGGUAAAUGACUCGAACACGGCAGCCGCGAUUCCAGCUCUCGCAAGACAGGCUGCAAGGAGAAGUGGUGAAGCUGCGGCAACCUCAAGGACUCGAAGGUCCGCCGAUGUUUCGAGACCAUCAUUGACCACUGCACCUCCCGGCAGAGCUGAUAGGUCAUAUUCGGGGAGCUCUAGGCGCGAACGACGUGUGAAGGAAGAACCAAUAACGCUCGCCAGCAACGGCGCAAGCGCUAAAACCCACGAUGGGAAUAUUCCAUCAUCUACAGAAGGAGAAGACGCAGGAGACACAUGCGAAGAUCCUAGUUCUAUGACUUGGGAAGCUAAACGGGCAUGGGUUCUCCGAAACAUACCUCCAGGAGUCGAAGGGCCCACGGCUGCGCAGAUCCUGGACGAGAUCGAUCCAACCAAAGACGUAGUGCAUUGGAAAGAAAUCGCAGGACUCGAUGAAGCCAAGAAUGCGCUCAAGGAAGCUGUGGUCUAUCCAUUCCUGCGACCAGACUUGUUCAGAGGUCUUCGCGAACCCCCUCGAGGUAUUCUACUCUUUGGGCCUCCGGGAACCGGCAAGACAAUGCUCGCGCGCGCCGUGGCCACCGAAUCCGAAAGCACGUACAUCGCCGUUACGGCCAGUACAUUAAACAGCAAAUAUCUAGGUGAAUCCGAGAAGCAUGUUCGCGCCCUCUUUACUGUGGCAAAGAUGCUGGCCCCGAGCAUCAUAUUCAUCGAUGAGGUUGAUUCAGUAUUGUCAAAGCGCUCAAGCUCCGGAGAACAUGAGGCUAGUCGGAGGCUCAAGACUGAGUUUUUGAUUCAGUGGAGUAGCUUGGAGAAGGCGAACACAAGUGUGAAGCAGCUCAACGGCGGAGGAAGUGGUGACAACAGGGUCCUGGUUCUGGCGGCAACCAAUCGCCCCUGGGACCUAGACGAUGCCGCAACACGACGGUUCGCCCGCCGCCAAUACAUUCCGCUCCCUGAGUCGGAGACCAGAAGCGUACAGCUGCAGAAGCUACUCGAGUCCGAGUUGAAACAUUGCUUGACAGAGUCCGACGUCGAGGAGCUCGUGCGGCUGACAGAAGGUUAUUCCGGGUCCGAUAUCACUCAUCUGGCCCGUCAGGCCUCUUAUGGGCCUUUGAGAUCUCACGGCGAGGCGGUUCUGCGGAUGACCUCGGAAGAGAUCAGGCCUAUAGACAUGUCGGACUUUGUGGCAUGCUUACGUACUGUUCGACCAAGCGUGAAUCAGAGUAGCCUGAAGCAAUUUGAGGAGUGGGCGAGGCAGUUUGGGGAGACCAUUUGA
Pyricularia pennisetigena is the source of this 4356-nucleotide messenger RNA. RefSeq lists its product as uncharacterized. Gene Ontology annotation, molecular function: ATP hydrolysis activity; ATP binding. The record is from RefSeq and is a predicted model, not a curated record. Gene Ontology annotation, biological process: intra-Golgi vesicle-mediated transport. The coding region runs from base 1 to 4356 and encodes 1451 amino acids. Lineage: Eukaryota; Fungi; Ascomycota; Sordariomycetes; Magnaporthales; Pyriculariaceae. Gene Ontology annotation, cellular component: COG complex. The transcript is spliced from 5 exons.